Messenger RNA from Phlebotomus argentipes, 3095 nucleotides. It is a transcript of the gene heca, whose product is annotated as headcase protein. Bases 1138 to 2568 code for a protein of 476 amino acids. NCBI's taxonomy places the organism in Eukaryota, Metazoa, Arthropoda, Insecta, Diptera, Psychodidae. The transcript is spliced from 6 exons. The record is from RefSeq and is a predicted model, not a curated record.
UCGUUUUCGCUUUUCGCCGUUCAGUUCAGUACAGAGCGAGUAGCGAUAGUGAUCGGUGCGCGUGUAUUCUUUUCACAUAAAACAAAAAAAACCUCUUAUAGUAACUAUAUUUCAUACAAAAAAAAAGGAGAAGAAAGUACUAAAGAAAGAUAAAUGUAUAGUAGGAUUCUAAAGCAAGUGUAUAAAAUUCUAAAUGAACUCAGAACUGCUGCAAGUGCAAGUUGAUUGAGAGGCAAAGGGAAGGCGUGCGAUAGUGAGGAAGCGGUUUGAAAUCAUAUUUUGGCGAUUUUUGCUGAAUUUGCACAGCUCGAGAGGGAGAAUUUGUGGCAAAUGCCGGUGCGAAGUGUUCGCUGAAAUUGAGAGACUUCCUCAGCACAGCAUCUCAGCUCUCCAGCAAGUUUUCUCAACUCUUGGAGUGUUUUUUGAGUUUGUGCGAGACGAACAGGACCGAGAACUUGAAUGGGGACAAUUUUGUAUAAUGAAUUUUCAUAAAAAGAUAGUGAAUUUGUUGAAAAAGGCGAAAUAAUCAAUAUUUCCUUUUAUAAAAUACAUAUAAUAUAUAAUAUAUAUAUAUAUAUAUGGAUGGGCGAAUCGAGCUGAUGAGGAUAGGAAUAAACACAAAACAAAAAGGAACUAAAUAAUGACUGUGACAUUCAAAUAGGAAGCAAAUUCUACCAAUUUAUUGAAAUGUUCUCAGGAAGUGUUUUUGAGUGAUUUUUGAACAGUAAAGUAGUAAAAAGAAAAAGUUGUAUUGAAAUGAACAUAGACGAUAUAUAGACUCGAAAUAUCCUCAGACUUUCUUAACCGUUUUGAUAUAAGACACUUAAGCAUUAAGUACCAAGUAAUUUAGGAGUCACACGACUAGAGUUGGUGUACUUUGUAACUAUAGAUUUUGUACUUUUAUACGGUUUUGUACUUUUAUAUGUAAUGCAAAAGCCCGUCAAGUCGCUGUAAGGAGACACUCACUGCCCACUGCACUUUGCGUCUCCUGAGCUGAAUCCGGGGGAUCAGAGUGAGCGGAAGGCCGCGUGAGAUUCGGGUUUUUCGGUGAGUGUGUGUUAAGGACCCGCUACGAAAAUAGCUACCCUAGCAGCUGCGUUCCACCCGCUGCAGCAUCAGCACUAUCCGCUGCUUGCGAUGGCCCCGCGGAGGAACAACGGAGGCCACCACUCGUCGGUGGUGGAGAUGCACAACCUGCUGGGCAUGGACCCGGACAGCCUGGACGCCGUGCCCACGGGCAGCCCCGGGGCACCCGGCGACCCCACGCAGCCGCUGCGCUGCUGCGUGCCCACGGGCGACUGCCUGAAGGCGGGCGCCCUGGAUCUGGGGCUCAUCGGACCGGACGAUGUUCGCGAGUGUGUCCGCGUUGUGUGCAACAACGAGCACUGCACGGCCGGCCAGUUCAUGCAUCGCGAGUGCUUCGAUUCUUGGGAGCAGGGCGUGCUGUCGUACUUGAAGUCCAUCGGCCGGGCGCGCUCGUGGUCGGAGCGCCAGCGCCAGCAGAACUUGUGGACGAAGAAGGGCUACGAUCUGGUGUUCAAGGCGUGCUCCUGCAAGUGUGGCCGCGGCCACCUGAAGAAGGACCUCGACUGGGUGCCACCGGCAGCGCCGGGCACCUUUGGGCGUGCCGACGAUGAGGCCAGCAAGAAGAAGAAGAAGCGCAACCGCAACCAGAAGCCCAUUUUGCUCAUCUCCACUGGCACAGCGAACGCCUAUCAUCCCAACACGCAGAUCAACGGGAACGGCAUCCUGGGCUCGCAGGAGAUCCGCGCCCGCACCGGCUCCUUGUCGUCCAGCAACGGCUCCACCUCGCCGCCAGCCUCGGCCUCCAGCGAGCUGAGCAUCUCGCCGAUCCACAACGGCACUGGCGGAGGGCGGAAGCAGAAAUCCAAGAUUGAGCUGCACUCCGACAGGGUUCGUGCUGGCUCCGGAUGCAAUGGCAUCUUCUCGCGCCGCUUGGACUUCUCCAGCUUCAACUUGUUGCCGAAGACGCGCCUCAACUCCUAUCAAAUUAAGAUGGAGGACGAGGGGAACCAUGGCAAUGAUGAGACGAGAUUAUUCAUUUUGUCGUCACUGGCAUCGCAGCAGAAGAGCCGCGUGGCGUGCAUCCUGUGCGAGGAGCCCAUGUACGUCUUCGAUCGCUACCCUCUCGUCGACGGCACGUUCUUCCUCAGCCCGAAGCAGCACGCAAAGGGAUGCAUUGAGGUGAAAUAUGAAGGACGCACACAAUAUUUGACGUCAGUUUGCAUGGGAUGCCUCGAGGGCGUAUCACCGGAUCGAAUAAUCCGCUGCAGAUUCUGCGGACAGAAGUGGGAUGGAUCGUCCCUUGUCUUGGGCACAAUGUAUUCCUACGACAUAUUCGCUGCAAUGCCAUGCUGCACAGAGCGGUUGAAGUGUAACAAUUGCUUCAAGUUGCUGCUGCACCCGAAUCAGCGGCUGAACUUCUUCAGCGACUACAGCCACUUGGUCUCGUGCCCGUACUGCACCAGCCACGACACGCACUUCGUGAAGCCGCUGGCCUACUGCUACACCAAGCAGCCCCUGCAGGUCUUCCAGCAGUGGCCAUAACAUGAAGCCUCGCUGGAGUCUCCAACGCCGCCGCCGCCCCACAAGUCCGUGGCGUUGCCGCAAGUCAGAGGUACGACAAGCCAAGCAUUUAACUCAAGCAAUGACUCAAUCGUGAGCUCUAUCAUGCAAGAGCUCAAGUCCAUUAAGCUCGGCCACGCGUACAUGGAGCCCGGCAUCGUGCCGCUCUCCAUGCUCAGUACCGGAGAUUCCAGCAGUAUUGCCAAGCAGCAGCCCAGCACGUGGGGCAAGCAUGCUUUGUGGGGCAUUCCGCCGACUAGUCCCUGCUCGACCGCCUCCGUGAGGACCUUCCACCCGAGCAGCAGCCAUAGCACCAGCAGCAAGGAGUCCGUCUGGGCCUCCACGCAGUCCUCGCCCAGCAGCCAGCCGCCGAACACGAACCUGUGGGAGAGUCCCAUGUCCAAGGCCACGCUCAUGUCCUCGGGCUCGUCCUCCAGCAAGGACUCCUCCGUGAGCUCCAUCUGGUUCACGCCGCCCCAGGUGCACAGUCCCACCGCCAUGGCCACGUC